Molecule: messenger RNA, 6158 nt
Organism: Salarias fasciatus (jewelled blenny)
Lineage: Eukaryota; Metazoa; Chordata; Actinopteri; Blenniiformes; Blenniidae
Gene: itga2.2
Product: integrin, alpha 2 (CD49B, alpha 2 subunit of VLA-2 receptor), tandem duplicate 2
Exons: 30
Coding region: 79-3636 (1185 amino acids)
Biological process (GO): cell adhesion mediated by integrin; integrin-mediated signaling pathway; cell-matrix adhesion
Cellular component (GO): integrin complex; external side of plasma membrane
Molecular function (GO): integrin binding
Source: RefSeq, a predicted model, not a curated record
CGGCGCUGCACAGAGGAGCCGCAAGUUUGACAAGUGCGCCUCAUUUAAUCACUUCACACAAAUGGGAUAAAGGCGAGGAUGGAUUACUUCUGGGGGAACAUCUUCUUCGUGAUAAUAGUCUUCACGGACAGAGCAUGGCGGUCUCACUCUUUCAACGUGGGCACAGCAGGUGCCAAGAUAUUCAGCGGACCAGCAGAAGAAGAGUUUGGCUACACGAUCCAGCAAGCAACAAACCAUGAGGGCAAAUGGCUGCUGGUCGGUGCUCCCUGGAGUGGUUUCAGUCUAAACAGAAAGGGGGAUGUUUACAAGUGUCCAGUCUCGGGAUCCAGGAACAGCUGUGACAAACUAAAUCUUCAAGAUUCUGUGAGUAUUCCAGAGGUCAAAAAUGUGAACAACAACAUGUCCCUGGGUUUGACUCUUGCUCGGAUGCCUGCCGUCAGUGGAGUGAUGAUGUGUGGACCUCUAUGGGGACAACUUUGUGGCUCUCAAGACUUCUACCCAGGAAUCUGUGCAAAAAUGGACCCCCUCUUCAAACCUCAGCCCGCCUUCUCUCCGGCCGUGCAGACAUGUGGGGGUCCGAUGGACAUUGUGAUUGUUCUGGACGGCUCCAACAGCAUUUAUCCUUGGAAACCAAUGACGGACUUCCUGGAGAAACUAAUCCCCUCACUGGACAUUGGGCCCAGAAACACACAGGUCAGUGUCAUUCAGUACGCCGUCGAUCCCAAGUUUGAAUUCAGACUGAAUGCAUUUGAGACGAAAGAAGAGAUGAUUGCUGCGGCGGCUAACAUCAAACAGAUGUAUGGCCAAUCUACCAACACCUUCCAUGCGAUCCAGUACGCCAGUGAGUGGGGUUUUGAUCACAGCCACGGAGGCCGGCCAGGCGCCGCCAAAGUGAUGGUGGUCGUCACCGACGGCGAGUCUCACGACGAGUCGAUCAGGAGCGCGGUUCUUGCCGAGUGCGAGAAGAAAGGCAUCACCCGCUUCGGGAUAGCUGUUUUGGGUUAUUACAUCAGAAACAACAUUGACACAGAAAACCUAAUCAAAGAAAUCAAGUCCAUCGCCAGCUCGCCCACAGAGAAGUUCUUCUUCAACGUGUCGGAGGAGGCGGCGCUCUCCACCAUCGCCGGGACGCUGGGAAACCGCAUCUUCAACAUAGAGGGCACUGGGAAAGGCGGCGAUAACUUCAAGAUGGAGAUGUCUCAGGUUGGAUUCAGCGCUCACUACGCCAGCAAGCAGGAUGUUAUGAUGCUGGGAGCAGUGGGGGCUUACGCUUGGAGCGGGACUGUCGUCCAUCAGACGGGGUCAAAAGCAGACAUCCUGCCUUCCAGCACCUUUGAGGCGACGUUACAAGACAGGAACCACAGCUCAUUACUGGGUUAUUCAGUCACAACCGUGAGCGACCGGUCCACAGAAUACUUUGUGGCUGGCGCACCUCGCUCCAACCACUCAGGACAAGUCAUCGUCUACACUGUCAACGCCCAGAAGAAAUCUGUGGUCAUAGAUUCAGAAAGAGGAAAACAGAUUGGAUCGUACUUCGGAAGUGUUUUGUGCCCGCUGGAUGUGGACAAAGACGGGGCGACAGACCUGCUUCUGGUCGGCGCUCCGAUGUUCAUGAAUGAGCUGAAGAAAGAAGAAGGCCGGGUCUACCUCUUCUCCGUCACCAAGGGGAUCCUGAAUGAGCAGGGUUUCCUCGUCGGUCCACCCCCCACUGAGAAUGCUCGCUUUGGAAUGGCGAUCGCCGCUGCCCCUGACCUGGAUCUUGAUGGUUUCAAUGAUGUUGUAGUGGGAGCUCCACUUGAGGACAAAGGAAAAGGUGCAGUUUAUAUCUAUAAUGGAGAUAGGAACACACUGAACAAGCAAUUCUCACAGAGAAUCCUGGGCUCCAAACUGGAUCCUCAGCUGCGGUAUUUCGGCAGAUCUUUAGACAGCUACAGAGACCUGAAUGACGACAGCGUCCCUGACGUCUCAGUGGGCGCCUAUGGCAAAGUCGUCCAGCUGUGGACCAAAGGUGUGGCAUCGGUCACUGCCUCAGCUACUUUCACCCCCACUAAAAUCAACAUUUUCAACAAAGACUGUGAUGUUAAUGGACGCAGGCUUUUCUGCUUCACCGCAUUCCUCUGUUUCACUGCUGUGUUCAGGCCAAAGAACCCUGUAGGCCCCAUUGAUAUCUCCUACACAUUGACUCUGGAUGCUGACCUGCAGGCCUCACGCGUCACAUCAAGAGGACUGUUUGUAAAAAACAAUGAACGCUUCUUCACAGAGAAGGCAAAAAUAUCAUCAGAUCCUCUGUGUCGAGACUACCGGGUUUACGUUCAGGAGACGCCCGAUUUCGUCAAUUCCCUCAGUCUGAAAGUAGAAAUCGAUCAGGACAACCUGGACGUGAAUCCGGUCCUCGACAGGGAUUCUCCAAAUGUCCUGGAGUUCUUUAUCCCUUUCACCAAAGACUGCGGCUCUGAUGACGUGUGUGUCAGCGAUCUGGUGCUGAGUGUGAAGACGGUUAAGAAGACGUCCAGUUCGAGUCCGAUGCUGGUCAGCGCGAAUAACCGGGAGCUGUCGUUUGAAGUGGUUGUGAGGAACAACAAGGAGAACGCGUACAACACGCAGGUCUCGGUCACCUACUCCAGCAACCUGUACUACUCGUCCGUCUUUCCUCCUACAGAUGGAGUGAAAUGCACCUCCACACAGACAGAAGCUGUCACUUGCCAAGUGGGCUACCCUGCAUUGAAAAAAGACCAAGAGAUGAAGUUUCAAAUCAAUUUUGAGUACAAUCUUGAACACCUGCAAAACCAAGCAGAGUUGACGUUUCAGGCCAAAAGUGAUGGUAAAGAGGACAGACCUGGAGACAACAGGGUGGACAUAUCCAUUCCCGUCCAAUAUGACGCAGGGAUUGUUUUAUCCAGGCAGGCAAAUAUCAAUUUUUACGUGGCAGAUGCUGCCGCUCCUGUGGCGACAGCAGUGAAAACUCUAGAUGACAUUGGCCCAGAGUUCAACUUCACCGUGAAGAUUUCAACAGGUAACUUUCCUGUCAGCCUCCUGUACCUGACCAUCGGUCUGCCAAUGACCACCGACGGUGGAAACCCGCUCCUGUAUAUUACGAGUGUGGAGACGCAAGCAGGGGGCUCGGUCAGCUGUGACGCCAGCCGGCUGGUCGAUCCGCUGAAAAUCGGAGGGAAGACCCACGAAGUCUCUUUCACCGAGGAGAACCUCAGAGGCAUGGAGAAGCUGGACUGUCAGAGUGCGAAGUGUGAAUACAUAAAAUGCCUCCUCAAAGACACUGAAGUUAAGAGCGACUACUUUGUAAAGGUUAAAACUCGGAUCUGGAAUGGCACCUUCAUUUCGGCCACCUAUCAGACCGUAGAGCUGACGUCCACUUUGGAUGUGGAGACGUCCAAACCCGACCUGAUCGUCAUCGGCCUCAAACAGCUGCCCGUGGUGGUGACGGUCAGCAAACCUGGAGAGAAAGGCGACGUCCCGGUGGGAGUGAUAGUCGGCAGCGUCAUCGCUGGGCUGCUGCUGCUCGCUCUGGCUGUCGGGCUGCUGUGGAAGUUUGGUUUCUUCAAACGGAAGUACCAGCAGCUCCUGAAGGACACGGACGAUGACGGCCGGAGCCAAGCUGCUGCCGACGAGGUGCUGUGAAAGGGACGAGAAAGUCUACAGCCUCCCGCUGUGGAGCGCAGAUACCGGUACUUCUCAGAACUCCUGUCAAGUGUAAAUAGACUCCAGAUCAGUCACUGGAAAAUUGGACAUUUUAAAGAAAAGGAAACUGUGCGGGCAGCUGGGAUUCUAUCUCUGUCUAUCUCAGAGGGUUACUGUCUGUCUCUAUGUUCUGCUUUAUGUACAGAAUAUUUGUUACUAUGCACUGACUUUACAGAAAAUGUAAAAAGUGUUUUGUUUGCCAUCGUCAUACGUCAGUAUGAAAUAUGUAUAAAGACUACAGAAAGAUAACUGCGGUCAGUUGCGAUAACUUCUCUAAGACACACACUGUAGGAAGUCACUCCGGAGCAUAAAGUGCCUUGAGAUCUUCUCUCCUCUCUCAGGGUUUCUACGCUUCUUUACAGCUAUGGAUUUCAGUAGUUUGUAAAGAAAAAGUAAAUGCUUCAUUCGUGAGUAACAUGGAGGUGACGAGUUCUAAAAAUUUGAUAAAAAAAACAACAUUUUUUAUUGUCUACAGUUCUAUGUAGUAGUGAGGAAUCCUCAUGAAUGCAGAAUAGGAUACAGUUUCUGUAUGUAUGAGCACUUUAUGAGCUGUUUUAUUCUCCUCUUAAGUUCAACUUUUGUGGCUCCAGGAGAAUUUUAUUUGGUGGAAAAUGGGAAAAAUUACUCUUUUGAUCAUCAGGGCUACCCUGCCUUAGUGGAACUACUUUACCUACUAAAAAGCAGUCCUUAUAAUGAGCCAAGCUGGAGUGCAUAAGAUUUUGCUCCUGUGCAUUCAUGAAUUUUCAACAUCUUUUUGUGUUAUUUGUCUCACCUGGGGUACUUUUAAUGGUCGGUCAUUUCUUCCUGCCAUGCUCACUAUGCAGAAGCAGGACUUUUCAUAACUUUCUAGUUGCGUGAAUGCACCGUUGAUUAUGUGAUUUUUUUUUAGAUUGUUUUUGUAUUGCACAUAUUUUAGGAUCAAUUCAUGUUGUUUCAUGUCAACUUUCAGAAAUGAAAAAGCUACUGGCAGUCAUUGCAGUAGCUGCUUGUGUUGUUGUUGUUGUUGUUACCGACAUUUCUCUCAGCCACCGAACUUGCUGACGAGUUAAGUAGAACUUCCUUAAAUAAUGAGAAUUUUGCAAAUGAAUUAUGUGAUCUGUUGUUCAUUAAAUUAUGCGUAGAUUGUUGAAUUCAAGAAUACACAGCUGAAUCCAAAACACCUAAAAUGUUCAUGUCAAUCUCUGGAAAUUCAACUAAUUGAAUUGUAAUGACAACAUUUCACCACAAGAUGGCAGCACGAUGCAUGACAUGUUGACUUCCAAGUUGCAUGGCAUUGAUUUGUGGAUGUCUUGGAGGGCUCUGCUCUUCCUCGUCUUCUUCCUCUCCUCUCACUGGGGAAGUGUCACAGAUCCUGACCCCGUUUGGACCCUUAUCUGAACCACUCCCUUCCAAUCUUCAGCACAAAUGAAGUUUCCUCUCAAACUCGAUUAAUUUCCUCACACAUAUUUGACUGUCAUGCUCUCCCGCUGUUCUCUGAAUCUGUCCCUGGACCCUUCAGGAAUGUGUUUCUGAAAGUUUGCCUUUUGGACGAUCCAGCAGCAGCACCCAGCAGAGUCUUUAGAAUUGAUUUUUGUUUUUUUGUUUUGUUUUUUUUUCCCCGGAUUUGAUCCAAACAAAAUAUGCUGUUUGUCUGUAAUAAGCAGCACAUUUUUUGGGGAGCUUGGGCCCAGACCUUCCUUCCUGGAGGAGGCAUUCAGCAUCUGAUACAUGAUUGAACUGCCCCGUCACAGGAUUACUCAUGCUCUGAGGUGUUGUGAAACUGCCCUUGGAUUCUACGUAUAUGUGAGUGGGGAGCGAUGUGGAAACAGUUGAUGAAAUGAGACACAGUGGAAGUGUUUAUGAAUGCAUCCCUCUGAGGUUUUUACUGCAGAUGAUUGGCAGCCACAGCCCAGAACCUGACCUGUGCCACAGCGGGACGAUCGAUGAGAUGAUUGCACAUAAAUUACUGCAAAGUUGGAAUAAAUCAAACCUGAUGUCAUUAAACAGUUUCUAUUAACUGCUGUCCUUUUGUUGUGUUUUGCAGCAAAAACUGUCAUUCACAAAUUACUGAUUAACUGUCACACUACUACUACUUUUUAACCUAUUUAUUUCGUUUAAUGCUGAAUAAAUUGGUGUCGGCGCUGUUCUAUCAUUUAUCUAUAGUGAGUUUUAAUUCUUUUCCUCGUGGGUCUGGUUGUGCCCGGUCCAGCUCGCAGCCAGGGACACGGAGUCCUGCUUGUUCCUUUUCACUCAUGCCAUUAAUGGCUUCAGGACAACAGCCAGCACUUUAAAGUUGAUACAGCGGGGCAGAAAUGUACUUGCAUGUCAGGAAGUGUUUUGGAAACCUCGACUCUUCAAAGACUCUGAUCUCACAAAUCAGUCACACCAGACACUGAAUGAUCCGCACAGCAUAACUCAACAUGGGGAGAACAUAUUGGGAUUUGUUGAGAGGAAUGAUUGUCUCGAAUGUCUAUUUUCGAAUU